This is a messenger RNA of Puccinia triticina, 564 nucleotides long. RefSeq lists its product as uncharacterized. The transcript has 5 exons. Bases 1 to 564 code for a protein of 187 amino acids. Gene Ontology annotation, cellular component: mediator complex. Gene Ontology annotation, biological process: regulation of transcription by RNA polymerase II. Gene Ontology annotation, molecular function: transcription coregulator activity. The record is from RefSeq and is a predicted model, not a curated record. Lineage: Eukaryota; Fungi; Basidiomycota; Pucciniomycetes; Pucciniales; Pucciniaceae.
AUGUCGCCGCCUUCGACGAACUCGCCUGGACUCAAUCCACAAUCGACACCAGGAUUUCAGUCGGAAUAUGCGACGGCAGAGGAUGUCCAGCGAGCCCAACUGGAAGACAAACUCGAGCAAAUCUUACAGAGUCUCCUCGAAGUCGGUAUCUGUUCCAGUAAUGUUCAAGAAAACGCACUAGAGGGUGGCGGGACAGGGCGAGGCGAGCCCUUGGGACCUGGAGGCUUGGUAGGAAAAAAGAUAAACGAGUCGAUUGAACACAUGGCUGAGCUCUAUGAGCUGAAUGCGAACAUCACCUCAGAGAUCCCGAUCCCACUCGAAGUCAUCACUCAGAUCGAUCAAGGCUCGAAUCCGGAUCGAUGGCUGAAAUCAUUUGUUGAACGUGCAGCCCACGAAAACAUGUACACCAACGGGAUCCUCUCCAACGUCAAUCAAUACCGAACACUGCUCCAAAGCAAGCUUGCCGACUACUUUCCUGAGCUACACCAGCAGCUCAACACCAAUGACUCCAGCAGUUCAUCGCCCGCCAAGUCCACCGACACCCAAGCCAAUCCUCAAGCUUAG